UUUAGAAGACAGUGACAAUGACGGUGAUUUCGACUUCGCGAUCAUACCACGAGAACCUAGCGUGGUGACGGAUGAAGAAGAAGGUGCCGAUGAGGAUAUGGUCACAGCCUCUUUACCACAAGACAUUCCUGGGAAUAUAGAAGUAUUUAGAUGUGACGAGGCCUCAGUUUCCAGCAGUGGCAAUGACAGCAGCAAUGAUGAGCCGUUAUCCGAAAAGGCAAAGAUAAGUCGUCGUCAGCUGCCAGAUCAACCAAUAUGGCGAAAGUGUUCACCAAUAUAUUCUUCUAUAACUCAAGAGACAAGUUAUGUCACCAAAAGACAAGAAGAGGUAAAAAAGGUGUUUGAAAAUCUCACACCAGUUGAAAUAUUUGAGAAAAUAUUUGAUGAAGACGUCAUAAACUUGAUCGUAAAUAAUACAAUAUUAUACGCUAAUCAAAAUAACAGACACACAUUUCAAUUAGAUUCUGUCGAGUUGAAAAAGUUUAUGGGCAUAUUGAUACUAUCAGGAUAUCAUAAACUACCAAGAGAAGAUUUGUAUUGGUCUUAUGAUGAGGACGUAGGUCUUGAAAUAAUAUCGAAGUGUCAUUUGAAACGGCAUAUGUUGCGCAUGGAUUGUUUGGAUUUCUGA
Messenger RNA from Bactrocera neohumeralis, 628 nucleotides. RefSeq names its product piggyBac transposable element-derived protein 2-like. The coding region runs from base 98 to 628 and encodes 176 amino acids. The record is from RefSeq and is a predicted model, not a curated record. Gene Ontology annotation, molecular function: sequence-specific DNA binding. The transcript is spliced from 2 exons. NCBI's taxonomy places the organism in Eukaryota, Metazoa, Arthropoda, Insecta, Diptera, Tephritidae.